CAACACGAUGUUUGUUGUUGGGCGCGAAUGUAAUGUUGUAAAACUUUAUUUUUGAUAGUAAUGGAAAAUCGUGACGGUAAAUGCGCAUUUUGUCUCUGGGAAUUUUACUAUUGGCUUUGUAGAUUCUGGGGAAUUAUCACCGCAAUUGCACUAUGGGGAAUCAGUGUGGAAGAAGCUUUUUAUGGUCGAUAUGUUGGAUUCAUUCUUUUAAUAGAAGCUGUGAUCGUGACUUCUCUAGAGGUUGUGUUUUUCAUUGAUAUUUGUGUGAAAAUAUUUAAAAGUAAUGAUGAUGAUGAAGAAUCUGUGUCCUGUUGUCUUAAAAUGUGGGCGUGUGUUUUGUGGCUGGACAAUUGGAAGAAAGGAGUUUUUUAUUUGCUUUUAGCAGUGCCUUGUUUUAUAGAACCUAAUGAUGCCUGGCUAGCCAUUAUAUCAGGUGUUAUGCUGAUAAUGAGUGCUAUAUUUUAUGUAAUAAAAACCUUUGGGAGCAUGAAUGAGGACACUCAUCAAAAACUACCACAGGAAACAACAUAUGAUAGGUUUGAUGAUAUUCAGGAAGACUUGGAAGAUAACAUAUUAAACCCAAUAGAUGAUGGAGCGGUUGUGUGUGUAGCUGAUCAACAGGAGAUCUUGGAACUCUGAAUGAAUGUCACAUCUUUACAUUGUGCUAGAUUUCAUAAUCAAUUUCUAUUCACAUGGCAUUCCUUUUGCAUGUGUGUUCAUCAAAUACUGGUUGGUUACCUCCCUUGUUAGUGCUAGAGUCUGUUGUGUGCUUGAUGGCAUUAUCAUUUUGUGAUUUUUUGUGAGGAAGUGUGACAGUUUGAUUUCUGAUUCGAUACAAUUCAGAAACAAACAUUACAAUUUUGCUUUAAUGCAAUCAGCUCUUAUGAUAAUAUUUUAUUUAAAUAUGGUAUCCACAUAAACUUUGGGACAUUUUACUACAGCUGGACAUUUGAUGUUCACAUUACAAUUCUUUGUCACUGGAUUUAAAUGUGAUUUGAUCACAGUAUUGUUUCCAUUAACGACUUUAUGUUAUUACAAGUUGUACACAUUAUUAGUAGUGUGAAAAGUAUUGCAUUCAUCCCUGUCAUAUCAAAUAUAUUAAUCAUGGGCUUAGAACAAAAUCUAUUAUUUGAAAUAUUAUAACAAAGGCAACCUUUUGUUUGAUGCUUUAAUUAUAACAUUAAUUGUAUUUUAAAAUGAUCUGCAAGAUAAUUAGAGGAUAUUUAAUGGUUUCUCGUUUAAUGUCAUAUAUAUUUCACAAGUAUGACAGAAUAUCUAUUUCAUGUUUGGGAAGCACAAGAGAAAAAUAUAGAUGUAUUGUCUAUCGAGGGAAAAAAAUGUAUAUGAUUUUCAUUUUUAUUAUAUUUUUAAAUGAAAUACAUGUAAAAAAGAAAGCUGACCCUAUUCAACCUAUGCUUCAUUUGCAUCCCAACAGGAAAAUCUAUGAAUUUCGAUGCAUUGACUAGAAAGCACUGUUCUUGUUGGUCAAAAGUACAAAAUGAUGUCAUCAUUAGAAAAGUUAAUGAUGAUAUUGGGUUGUCAGAUUUCUGAUGUCAUCAUUACAAUGAUGAUGAGUUUUAAUUUUUUAUCGACUUGAUGAAUUCCUAUAUUUUGAUAGCAAAAAUGUAAUAAAUAGGUAUGCAACAAGACAUAAAGUGAAUACAGAAUUCCAAUAAAUACAUCGUUUGAUUGCUGUAUUAUACAUAUAGUGAUAAAUCAUUUUAUCAACAUAUCUUUCAAGAUCAAAUGAAUAUCAAGCAUUUUGAUUUUGAUCAUUUGGUGAAAUUUCAUUUCUGCAGGGAAAAAAGGUUUCAAAAAGGUCCUGAUGUACAUAAAGUUUUCUCCAUCAGAAGGUUAGUUGUUAUAGUUCCCAGUGGGUAUGCAAACUAGAUUGAAAUAUUGUUUUCUAUGUGGUGUUGUAAAAUAUCAGGGUAAACUCUGUAAGAUUAAGAAGUAAUAUCAUUAUGGAUGUCAUUCCUCCCCAGAGCUAAAAUGUUCAUUUUGAUAGUCAGUGAGAUUUCAUGAAUUUGAAUUUGAUAAAAUUUUGUGUUUUCAUGUACAAUUUAUUAUUUUUUUAAUUUUAAGUAUUAUGUAAAUUUAAGGAAAUUUUACGUAAAGAACAGUGUUUUUUUCAGU
This is a messenger RNA of Ylistrum balloti, 2136 nucleotides long. Its product is annotated as transmembrane protein 72-like. The record is from RefSeq and is a predicted model, not a curated record. NCBI's taxonomy places the organism in Eukaryota, Metazoa, Mollusca, Bivalvia, Pectinida, Pectinidae. Bases 61 to 639 code for a protein of 192 amino acids. The transcript is spliced from 6 exons.